This is a messenger RNA of Candidula unifasciata, 624 nucleotides long. The record is from the annotation of a GenBank genome assembly. Lineage: Eukaryota; Metazoa; Mollusca; Gastropoda; Stylommatophora; Geomitridae.
AUGGGUGUCUGGGUAGCGUUGUGUCCAGCUUCUACUAGAGAUACCUGUCUCGUCUUGGUAGCGUCGUGUUUAGCUUCUAUUAGAGAUCCCUGUUUUGUCUUAGUAGCGUUGUGUCUAGCUUCUACUAGAGAUCUCUGUCUCGUCUUGGUAGCGUCGUGUUUAGCUUCUAUUAGAGAUCCCUGUUUUGUCUUGGUAGCGUUGUGUCUAGCUUCUACUAGAGAUCUCUGUCUCGUCUUGGUAGCGUCGUGUUUAGCUUCUAUUAGAGAUCCCUGUAUCGUCUUAGUAGCGUCGUGUUUAGCUUCUACGAGAGAUUCCUGUCUCGUCUUGGUAGUGUCGUGUCUAGCUUCUACUAGAGAUCCCUGUCUCGUCUUGGUAGAGUCGUUUUUAGCUUCUAUUAGAGAUCCCUGUAUCGUCCUGGUAGCGUUGUGUCUAGCUUCUACUAGAGAUCCCUGUCUCGUCUUGGUAGUGUCGUGUCUAGCUUUUACUAGAGAUCCCUGUCUCGUGUGGGUAGUGUUGUGUUUAGCUUGCACUAGAGAUCCCUGUCUGGUCUGGGUAGCGUCGUGUUUAGCUUGCACUGGAGAUCUCUGUCUGGUCUCGGUAGAGCUGUGCCUAGCUAGACCUUAA